This is a messenger RNA of Dentiscutata heterogama, 216 nucleotides long. Lineage: Eukaryota; Fungi; Glomeromycota; Glomeromycetes; Diversisporales; Gigasporaceae. The record is from the annotation of a GenBank genome assembly.
UUCGAGUAUGUCGCAAAACCGAUUAUACUAUCAUCAACAGGAGAUAAUGAUAAUCCUUUUAGCUUCGAAGAAACCUAUGAAAAGUCGGGUCACGAUAGGUGCAUCAUACAGGUUCCAGCACACAGCGAUAAUGACGAAGAUAAUCACAAGAAAAAAGUUUCUUGCGACUCCCCAGUCGGAUCUGCUACAAAUUCCAGGGUACCCGUAACACCAUAA